Molecule: messenger RNA, 888 nt
Organism: Oncorhynchus tshawytscha (Chinook salmon)
Lineage: Eukaryota; Metazoa; Chordata; Actinopteri; Salmoniformes; Salmonidae
Product: MICOS complex subunit mic25a-like
Exons: 4
Coding region: 1-363 (120 amino acids)
Biological process (GO): inner mitochondrial membrane organization
Cellular component (GO): MICOS complex
Source: RefSeq, a predicted model, not a curated record
AUGACCAUAUACGUCAUUGAGAUCGUACCUGAAGGAAGGCCCAGGCUGCCCUUCUUCGUGGCCUCCGCAAUAACCCAGUCCCAAGCCAAGCAUCUCUGUGCCUCAGCUCCAGUCUACACCGCAGGCCAAAAGAAUUUGGAUCGAUACAAGAAAAAAAAGAAACAGUUCUACGACCAAGCCACAAAAUCCGAAGCUCUUGUAAAAGCGAGGAACACAGAGUCUGUGUGCAUCAACCUGCAGUCCCAGAUCCUCAACUGCUACAAGGAGAACCGGGAGCAGACACUGCAAUGCUCUGACCUGGCCAAAACGUACAUGCAGUGCAUUGACGCAGCCAAGAAGAACCUGCUGGUAAACCAUGGAUGAAGAGCAAUGGAGAACAGCAGUGGAAAAUGCUAAAACUCAUGUCCAGGAAUAGUUUUACUGAAGCACAAAAACUGGCAGUUCUAAAUGUAGCACUCAUUCUUAUUUAGGGGCAGCGGGCUGCUUUGGUGUUAGCAUCAUGUCUUUUAUACAUUGUUUUAAGCAGACACUAUUGUACAUUUUUCAGGGUACAGUAGAUAUUUGAAAGAGGACUGACUAAAGGUUUUAAGUUGUAUAUACAGUACCGGUCAAAAGUUUGGACACACCUACUCAUUCAAGGGAUUUUCUUAAUUUUUACUAUUUUCUACAUUGUAGGAUAAUAGUGAAGACAUCAAAACUAUUGUAACGAUCUUCAUCUGAGGAACAGGAAAGAUUGGAUCAAAACGCAGCAUGGUAAGUGUCCAUGUUAAUUUAAUAUCACUGAACACGAAAUACAAAAUAACCAAGUGAAACAACGAAAAUUGAAACAGUCCUGAAAGGUGACACAACACAAAACGGGAAACUACCCACAAACACCAGGUGGGAACA